This is a messenger RNA of Mucor velutinosus, 2175 nucleotides long. RefSeq lists its product as uncharacterized. Lineage: Eukaryota; Fungi; Mucoromycota; Mucoromycetes; Mucorales; Mucoraceae. The coding region runs from base 1 to 2175 and encodes 724 amino acids. Gene Ontology annotation, molecular function: protein binding. The transcript is spliced from 2 exons. The record is from RefSeq and is a predicted model, not a curated record.
AUGGGUCAGCAGCAAUCAAGUAAAGCACAUGCACCGUUGACAUUUGGUUACAUUAGCAACAAUCAUCCGCUUGAGGAAGAGGAGGAAGAAAACGCCUACUUUAACCGAGAUCAACGCACUUGCGGCCCGUCGUCGCCUGACUUUGUGCUUGAUAACCCUCAUCUCUAUCAACUGGAAUCGACAUGCCAGCAUUGCUCAUCCAACAAGGCCCCUUACCCCAUGAUUGUUGCUGAGCAAACCAAUUCACCGUGCACACAUUGUAGACAAAACAAGCGACUAUCACUGGUGCGAAGAGAUCUUGCCGAUGAUUUACACUACAUUGAUGAAACUUACUAUCCCAACAUUGUGCAUUACGAGGAAGACGAUGAAGAGGACCAUGAGUUGAACGCAUCGACACCAGCUGUGAUGCACAACUCAGCUGCCACUGCUGCUACCUCGUCUGCCUCCAAUGCCAGUGUAGACCAUGAUACCAUCGCUGUAGACGAGAACGACACAGAUCAAGAUGAAGACGAUACAUACACGUUGCGAGACGAAGAAGGCUGGUCCAGACUCACGUUUGGAGAAGUAACACCGAGCAAAAGAUUGGUCUCUUCACCUCUGCUGGCAGUGGACUUGUCUGGGAAAUCAUUGAUCAAAUUGAGCUCGAGCAUUGGCUAUUUGGAUAACCUUACCAAAUUAGACUUAUCAGACAAUCAAAUGAUCAGCUUACCAAGAGCCAUUGGCCGGUUAAAGAAUCUUCGUAUAUUCAAUGCAUCCAAAAACCAACUGGAAACCAUACCAGACGCCAUUACAUCACUGAGCAAACUCAAGGCCAUCAAUUUCAGCCAUAACAAACUGACAUCGUUACCCAUAGGCAUUGGUAGCUUACCCAGUCUCAUCAUUGUCAUUCUCAACCACAACCAACUAGCACAUCUACCCCGAGCACUGGCCAAUUUAAACGGCAUGAUCACCUUGAACAUAUCGCACAACCCACUGAAAACCAUUCCCGCCGAGAUAGCUGCACUGAAAUCGCUUCGAAAAUUGACAGCUGAGGCAUGUGCGUUUGAGCAAGAGAUGAUACACACAUUGUCACACGAUCCACCCAGUUUGUUCGAGCUGUGUGCUAGACACAUGGUGAAAUCCAAAAUUCCAUUGCCCGUGUCAUUAUCACAUCAUCAUAUUGCUGAUUAUUUCAAGCAAGAGCAAACAUGCUCGUUUUGUUUUGGGCCCUAUUUUGAAUCUUGUGUUACUCGCAGUCGGUUCAUUGAAAGAACCGCUAGACAAGUGAUCACAUUGGAUUACAAGCUGUGUUGUGCUCAUUGGACGGAUGAAAAUGACCGUAUUUCUGCCAUGUUCUCGACACCGUAUUACAAGCAGCAACAGCAGCAACCACUUGCACACACGACGCAUUCACCUACUACUACUACUACUACUACUACUACUACUACUACUACUACUACUACUACAAUGCAAUUGCCACCAGUAGCGAUUGAAACAGCCGGUCUGUCUACGCCAUCAUCGCCCGUCUCAGAAGAAAACUUGCUGCCACAACAAGACUACUUUAAUCAUCAUUCACGACAUCACCCUCUUUACAGCAGUAGUGAGGAUAUACUUUGUGUACCCACGACCGCAGAAAAUGAAGCAUUGGCAUCGUCAUCCUCUUUUAUUUCUGCAGCAGCGAGUGCGUCUCCCACCAUAUAUCCACCGCAACCAUCUUCAUCACCCUCCUCAUUGCUACAACCAUCCCCAUCUUUGUCAUCCUUGUCCACCACGACCAACAUUGCAUUACGCCCAAGGUCAUCCUCCACCAGUUUACUGCGAAUCAGUGCAAUGCAGAAUCAUCAUCAGCAUCAACAACAACAACAACAACAACAACAACAACAACAACAACAACAACAACAACAACAACAACAACACAUCAUAUCCCCACCACAGCUUCACCAAGAGCAGCAUGAAUCUUUGCCAUUUGCUACACUGACGGGAAGACAAUCUGAGGAAGCCGACAGGAUCUUGUCUAGACAACAACAAGCUAUUACACGAAAGUCAAACGGAUUGAAACAAGGUUUUGCGCAACUUGGGGCUCGGUUAAGUCGAAAGAACGGCAGCACAAGCAACCAAACAAGCGGAUCAAGUACAAGUAGUCAUUGUCAUAGUAGCACUGCUGCUGGCAAUAGGGAUAGAAGUGAAACUGUUUAA